AAUAAAAAUAAAAAUAAAAAUAAACCCUUAUCUCUUUUUCUCUCUUCCCCUCAACACCUCAUACCUUCUUAUCAUCUAAAAAGCCCAGUACUAAUAACAAUAAUAAUAAAAUAAAUUCGUUACAGUAGUCAUCAAUGGAGGACGAGUACGACAACGUGGAGAUCCCAUGCUACUUCAUCUGCCCAAUCUCCAUGCACCUCAUGAAGGACCCCGUCACCGUCUCCACCGGAAUAACCUACGACCGGGAAAGCAUCAAGAAAUGGCUCCACUUUUCCCGCCGGACCAAAACCGAGCCUCUCACCUGUCCUGUCACCAAACAGGCCCUAGACGACCCAAGCCUGACUCCGAACCACACCCUCCGGCGCCUGAUCCAGGCUUGGUGCACCCUCAACUCCCUCCACAAGAUCCCCACUCCUAAGCCUCAGCUCGAAAAAUCUCAGAUCGUCAACAUAUUGAAGGAGGGUGAGGAGUCGCCGGGAUCGAUGGAUAACCUCUCGGAUUCGGAUCUGAGGGCGUUUUUUGGGUCGGAUCUAUUGGAUCCGUUGAUUCGUGUGUUGGGUAAUAGAGACUGCAAUAGUCGCGCUCGGGCGAUGUUAUUGUUGAAAUCGGCAUUCGAUGUGGCCGACCCGGAACAUUUGAUUGGGGCCCGGCCCGAGGUUUUUGUCCAGACGACCCACAUUCUGCGCGACAGGAUCUCACAGCAAGCCUCGAAAGCGGCACUGAAGCUGCUGAUGGAGCUGUGCGCGUGGGGAAGGAACCGAGUCAAGGCAGUGGAGUCUGGAGCGGUUUACGCACUUGUGGAGCUUCUCAUUGACGAACGAGCAGCCGACAGACGGACGUGUGAGCUGGCGCUAACUGUGCUCGACCAGCUGUGCAACUGCGCGGAAGGGCGAGCUGAACUACUGAGCCACGGGGCAGGGCUGGCAAUCGUGUCCAAGAAGAUACUUAGGGUUUCGCAUGCGGCCAGCGAGAAGGGGGUGAGGAUAGUGGGGUCGGUGUCGAGAUAUUCGAGUUGUUCGAGGAUACUUCAGGAAAUGCUGCAGGUUGGGGUGGUGGCGAAGCUGUGCCUUGUGCAGCAAGUCGAGGCUAACAGGAAGACGAAAGAGAGGGCGAGGGAGAUACUGAGGUUGCACUCUAGGUUUUGGAGAGGAUCAUCGUGUGUUCCUUCGCAUUUGCGCGCUUCUUAUCCAUGAAUUUUGGUUUUAUUUAAUUUUUUUGGAUAAAUUGUGGAGUUUGAUGGAUUGAGGAAUGAGGAAUGGGGCGAUGUAAGUUUUGGCCCAUUUUUUUGACAUAUGUUAAGUCAAAUUAUUUAUAGGAAUUAUUGUAGUGCAAUUAGUUGAAGUAUUUACAUGAAAUUAAGGCAAGUGUAUAUUGGAAAUGAAAGGAAAACUCUAUGAUGGGAGUGUUGUUUCUUCCAAAAAUUGGAGUAGUGUGUAUUUUCUCGCUAAA
This is a messenger RNA of Striga asiatica, 1449 nucleotides long. NCBI's taxonomy places the organism in Eukaryota, Viridiplantae, Streptophyta, Magnoliopsida, Lamiales, Orobanchaceae. The record is from the annotation of a GenBank genome assembly.